This is a messenger RNA of Trypanosoma theileri, 1605 nucleotides long. RefSeq names its product putative transporter. Gene Ontology annotation, cellular component: membrane. The coding region runs from base 1 to 1605 and encodes 534 amino acids. The transcript has a single exon. Lineage: Eukaryota; Euglenozoa; Kinetoplastea; Trypanosomatida; Trypanosomatidae. The record is from RefSeq and is a predicted model, not a curated record. Gene Ontology annotation, molecular function: transmembrane transporter activity. Gene Ontology annotation, biological process: transmembrane transport.
AUGCUUUCUAACCAAACUGAUGAAAGGAUGUUGCGGGAACCAGCAGGGACACCGACACCCGAAGUAAGCGGAGAGGAUGAAAUUUCACUCGUUUCAAUGAGGGAAGGAGGGAGGUUAGAACGGAUUGUUACUCCAAGAAUCGUUCUCUUUAUUUUUACUGCUCUUAACUUCAUAACAUAUUAUGAUCGUGGGGCAAUUGCCGGGUCUUUGGCUGUUAUCAAAGAAGAUCAAAGAAUUUCUGGUUCGUCGCGGAUCCUUUCGGAUACUCAAACUGGUUUCAUCGUGUCAGGCUUUAUGAUUGGUUUCAUGACGACAAGUCCUAUUUUCGCAGCUUUCGGUGGAGUUAUAUCUUCUAAGUGGAUGAUAACCGCUGGAAUGAUUGCUUGGGGAAUUGCAUGUAUUGGUACAGCACUUGCCCGUUCUUAUGUAUUUCUUCUAAUUUGUCGAAUUAUUGUGGGUGUUGGAGAAGCCGCUUUUGUAGGAUACACUGUCACUAUUAUAGACCAAAUUGCACCUCUAAACUCCCGAACAUUGUGGAUAGGCACGUUCUAUUCCAUGAUUCCAGUGGGAACAGCAGUAGGAAUGGCUCUUGGUGGUAUUAUAAGUUCUUUCGGUGUUAUUGGCCCCCUUGAAGGAUGGAGAGUCGUUUUUUUAUCUGAAGUAUUGGUGGCCGUUCCCAUUGUUUUAACCGUGGUAUUUUUACCUAGAAAAUAUAACUUGCUUCAGAGUUCUGAAGAAGAGUAUGUACCUUUUCACAGAGCGACCUUUGCAUUAUUUAAAAAUCCUAUUUAUCUUCUUGUUGUUUUUGGUUAUGCAAUGUAUUCUUUUGUGGUUGGAGCUAUUUCGGUAUGGGCUAUUCCUAUGCUUGUGCAAGGACCGAUGCAACUUUUGAAUUUGACUGCUUCAAUCAUUAUGGGAGGUGUUACUGCGGUAACUGGUGUUUUUGGUUCUGUGGCAGGAGGUAUUCUCGUCGACAAAAUGGGCGGAAGUCUUGGUGAUGUAGGGGUAAUGAAAUGUCAGUUAUUUGAUGUACUUAUGAUUGCGCUUUGUGUUCCUUUAGGUAUUUUGGCGUUGUGUAUGCAAUUUCUUCCAGUGUUUAUUCCAAUAUUAGUUAUCUCCGUUUUUGCUCUCUUUGCAGUGACCGCACCUGUUAACGCUUCUAUUCUUACGGUAGUACCAAGAGAACUGAGGACAUAUGCAGUAAGCUAUUCUGUUUUUCUUAUUCAUGCAUUUGGAGAUUUUCCGUCACCAACGUUUGUUGGAUUGCUGUCGGACCGUUUAUUUUCAAAAGGGUGUCCAAAUCAUGAUCAUGAUUCUUGUGUCCUUGAUACUAUUAAUCAAUGUCAGUGGGUGAAUAAUACCAAGGAGGACUCCACAGGACACUGUGUCAAUGAAUUCCAAUUACGCAAUGCAUUAUUAGUAGUAUUUUCAAUUCUGUUUUUGGCUAUUCCAAGUUGGUUAUUGGUAUAUCUUCUUCUUUGGAGAAGACGGACAGUCGCAUCCUCUACAACAAAUACAGGUAAUAGUUCAUCGGAUGGGGAUGAGCAAGGGUACAACUCCAUAUUACCAACAGGUAUACAAAUCACCGACCGCGAAAAGCAAUAG